Messenger RNA from Brachypodium distachyon (stiff brome), 1335 nucleotides. RefSeq names its product titin. Gene Ontology annotation, biological process: microtubule-based process. The transcript is spliced from 2 exons. Gene Ontology annotation, cellular component: dynein complex. The record is from RefSeq and is a predicted model, not a curated record. The coding region runs from base 230 to 943 and encodes 237 amino acids. Gene Ontology annotation, molecular function: dynein intermediate chain binding; dynein light intermediate chain binding. Lineage: Eukaryota; Viridiplantae; Streptophyta; Magnoliopsida; Poales; Poaceae.
ACGCCCCCAGUCCCUCCCCAUCCCGCUUCCCGAGCCCAAACACACGGCGCAAAGCCAGCAAGCGCGGCGCGGUACUGUGCCCAGAGUCCGGCCGUGCUGUGCUUUGACCACGACCGCGACCCUCCCCCCGUUUGGCCAUUUCUUCCCACGCCACCCAGCAAAGCAGCGGAACCUCUCCUCCGCUGGGUCGUCGCCACCACCACCACUGCAGGGCCGAAACCGCGCAGCCAUGCUGGCCCGGCCCGCCGUUGAGGCAGGUGAGCUUCCGCCGUCGUCGGCUGCCAUGGAUCCGGCUUCCGAGGAGCUCGAGCGCCGCAGCCGCUACCUCAGCUCGCUCAUCCGCCGCACCAAGCUCAACGCCGCGCCCGCUCCCCCUCCCCCUACUCCUUCGCCGGAUCCCGACCUCAAGCUCAAGCUGGAGCUGGAACUGGAGCGGGAGCGCUCCGUCAUCCGCCGCACCAAGCUCGAUGUCGCACCCGCCCCGCCUCCUCCUACUCCUCCCCCGGAGCCCGAGACGAAGCUGGAGCUGGAACUGGUGCCGGAGCCGGAGCCUAGGAGUCGGAGCCUCGUGGUGGCCAAGGCGGUGGUGGAGAAGAGGGAAGUGAAAGAUGGGGACGGGAAGGGAAAGGACAAGGGGAAGGAAGAGAAGAAGGUGUCGGUGCGGGUCCGGGCGACCGACAUGCCGCUGCCCCUGCAGCGGCGCGCGAUCCGGCUCGCCCACGACGCCGUCGCCGCCACGCCGCGGGUCGACGGCAAGCGCCUCGCCCUCGCGCUCAAGAAGGAAUUCGACAUGGCAUACGGCCCUGCUUGGCACUGCAUUGUUGGGACGAGCUUUGGUUCCUAUGUCACUCACUCUGUUGGAGGUUUUUUGUACUUCUCUGUCGACAAGGUCUACAUUCUUCUCUUCAGAACCGCUGUUGAGCCAUUAGGCCAUCUACGGUAAAACCUAUAAUCGGUUUAUUAGGUAGUCUAGAAUCUAGAUGCUCUGUAGUCUGUGUUGGAACACCUAACAUGCUGAAUGUAGGAUGAUCUCCAUGAAAAUAUGAACAACCAAUUUGCUGUAACCUCCAUGUAUUACGCUCUUGUCUACCAUAUAAGCGCUAGCACUUGUUAACUUUAGAAGCUGUGCUUGAAUCAGUUUCUCAGUUCCUCGGUAUGAGGGAGAUUCCAGGGAAGUUCUGUAACUUCGGGCGCCUUCGGCUUAGGCUUCCAGGGAUGUUCUGUAACUUCGGGCCUUCGGCUCCCUGCAAAUUCUGUAGCAUCUUGUAACGUGAGCUGCUAGCCUAAAUCGGCAGAGCCUUGCUGUUCUAUUGAAUGACUUCAUCUUCCGUGUUA